Saimiri boliviensis boliviensis (Bolivian squirrel monkey) is the source of this 1040-nucleotide messenger RNA. It is a transcript of the gene LDHAL6A, whose product is annotated as lactate dehydrogenase A like 6A. The record is from RefSeq and is a predicted model, not a curated record. Lineage: Eukaryota; Metazoa; Chordata; Mammalia; Primates; Cebidae. Gene Ontology annotation, cellular component: cytoplasm. Gene Ontology annotation, biological process: pyruvate metabolic process; lactate metabolic process. Gene Ontology annotation, molecular function: L-lactate dehydrogenase (NAD+) activity.
AGGAUGGCAACUGUCAAGGGUGAACUUAUUAAGAAUGUCGCUGAGGAGAAGGCCAUUCAUCACAAUAAGAUCUCCAUUGUAGGAAGUGGAUCGGUUGGUGUGGCUUGUGCUAUCAGCAUCUUAUUAAAAGGUUUGAGUGAUGAACUCGUCCUUGUGGAUGAUGAUGAAGGCAAACUGAAGGGUGAGACAAUGGAUCUUCAACAUGGCAGCCCCUUUAUGAAAAUGCCAAAAAUUGUCUCCAGCAAAGAUUACCUGGUCACAGCAAACUCCAAUCUAGUUAUUAUCACGGCAGGUGCACGCCAGAAAAAAGGAGAAACACGCCUUGAUUUAGUCCAGCGAAACGUGUCCAUCUUUAAAUUAAUAAUUCCGAGUAUUACCCAAUACAGUCCUCACUGCAAACUGCUUAUUGUUACUAAUCCAGUGGAUAUCUUAACUUACGUAGCCUGGAAAUUGAGUGCAUUUCCCAAAAACCGUGUUAUUGGAAGUGGCUGUAAUCUGGACUCUGCUCGUUUUCGUUACUUUAUUGGGCAAAGGCUUGGCAUCCACUCUGAAAGCUGUCAUGGGCUGGUCCUUGGAGAGCAUGGCGACUCAAGUGUUCCUGUGUGGAGUGGUGUGAACAUCGCUGGUGUCCCUCUGAAGGACCUGAACCCAGAUAUAGGAACUGAUAAAGAUCCUGAGCAGUGGGAAAAUGUCCACAAAAAAGUGGUUUCCAGUGGCUAUGAGAUGCUCAAAAUGAAAGGUUAUACUUCUUGGGGCGUUAGCCUAUCAGUAGCUGAUUUAACAGAAAGUAUUCUGAAGAAUCUUAGGAGAGUGCAUCCAGUUUCUACCCUAAGUAAGGGCCUCUAUGGAAUAAGUGAAGAAAUAUUCCUUAGUGUCCCAUGUAUCCUGGGAGAGAAUGGUAUCGCAGACCUUAUAAAAGUAAAACUGAGCCUUGAAGAGGAGGCCUGCUUGCAAAAGAGUGCAGAAGUACUUUGGAAAAUUCAGAAGGAGCUCAAGCUUUAAAGUUGCUUAAAGCUACCAUUCUGUAGAUUGAAGAUGAA